Molecule: messenger RNA, 1000 nt
Organism: Megalopta genalis
Lineage: Eukaryota; Metazoa; Arthropoda; Insecta; Hymenoptera; Halictidae
Product: EEF1A lysine methyltransferase 1
Biological process (GO): methylation
Molecular function (GO): protein-lysine N-methyltransferase activity; nucleic acid binding
Source: RefSeq, a predicted model, not a curated record
CCGUCAUAUUUCUAUUCUUCUCUUCAAGAAUGAGUUAAAAGUUGUUUUUGAUUUCGAACCGGCAAAUCAAUUCUUGCAUUGAUAUGAUGCAAUUCGAUAACCUAAGACCAAUAUUGGACAAUAUGUACAUAUUAGGGUUAUGUGGCCAUGGGAAAAGGAGAGAUGUGUAAUAUGUAAUAAAUCUGUAUAUUAUAAUCUUCGUUGUGAAAGCAAAAUCGUACGAAAAAUGAGCAACAGUGACGAUGAUGAUUUACAAUUGUGUCCCACAACACUUGCUGCUUUAAAUGAAUUUCUUAAAGAAAAGGAAGAAAGGGAAAAUGAAUUAAAAUGCAUUUCAGAAAAUCAAAGUCUAGAUAUUUGUUUCGAUGAAAACUGGCAAUUGAGUCAGUUUUGGUAUGACGAGUAUACUACAGAUACUCUUGUCAAAGGUGCUAUAAAUUCUACAGAUUCUACUGGAAAGAUUGCUUUAAUUUCAUGUCCUACACUUUACAAUAAAUUAAAAAAAAACUGUGGCUUACGACAAGCAAAUUCUUUGUUAACAGUAACACUUUUUGAGUAUGACGAACGCUUCAAAAUAUUUGGUUCUGACUAUGUACCAUAUAAUUAUAAAUUUCCUUUGGAUUUAACAAGAAAUAUGGCAGGUUAUUAUGACUUGGUCAUAGCUGAUCCACCAUUUCUUUCUGACGAAUGUUUAACAAAAACUGCACUUACAAUCAAAUUCCUGGCAAAAAAGAAUAUUGUUCUUUGUACAGGUGCUGUUAUGGCAGAAUUAGCAGGAAAGCUAAUGGAUGUUAAAAUUUGUAAUUUUAUACCUCAUCAUCAAAAUAAUCUUGGAAAUGAAUUUUAUUGUUACUCGAAUUUCGAUUUCGAUAAAAUGUUAAAAUAAAUAAGUAUCUAAUAAAAAUAUUGCAUAUGACGUUUACGUAUUUGAAAUUGGAAGAACAAUUUGUAUACAUAGUAUAUAAUGUACAAUUGUAAUAUGAGAUUUAAACUUUCGAAA